GUACCGGAACUGAACCGGGACCGUAGUAUAUUGGGCUAAAUCAAAGCCCAUCAUUAUACAAACCUAGACGAGCAACUUGAGUUGGCAUUCUCUCGUCUUCUUCGAUCUUCAGAUUCUCAAAAUCGAGAGCUUGUUGAGUCCGUGAUUUCUCUUCGCGCCGAAAAUGAAGCCAGUAAUAGGCACUGUGGUGUCGAACAAGAUGCAGAAGUCUGUGGUGGUCGCCGUCGAUAGGCUAUUCCACAACAAGCUCUACAAUCGCUACGUCAAGCGUACUUCCAAGUUCAUGGCUCACGACGAGAAGGACGCCUGUAACAUUGGCGAUCGAGUGAAAUUGGAUCCUUCAAGGCCAUUGAGCAAGCAUAAGCAUUGGAUUGUUUCUGAAAUCAUAAAGAAAGCUCGAAUAUAUUCUCCCCAGGCUGCUGCUGCUGCAGCUCUCAAUUUCUCAGCUGCAAAAGCUCCUGAGCAGCCUUCGAUUCCUCCUGUCUCGUCUUCUUAAGGUGAUUUAACCAAGUCUCUUUGUGCGUUAACUGUAUUUUCAGACUUGUAUUGUCGUUGAGUUUCACUUGCACAAGUUCAGUGUAGUUUCCUUUUGGUAACUUUAUAAAGAUAGCUAGUUUCUGUCUUGAAGAAUUUGAUGUUUCUGAAAAUAAAGUAAUCUGACAUUUGACUGUUGAUAGAGGGUCUAUAAGACACUCUGUG
Eutrema salsugineum is the source of this 699-nucleotide messenger RNA. Its product is annotated as 30S ribosomal protein S17. The transcript is spliced from 2 exons. Gene Ontology annotation, molecular function: structural constituent of ribosome. The record is from RefSeq and is a predicted model, not a curated record. Gene Ontology annotation, cellular component: ribosome. Bases 164 to 496 code for a protein of 110 amino acids. Lineage: Eukaryota; Viridiplantae; Streptophyta; Magnoliopsida; Brassicales; Brassicaceae. Gene Ontology annotation, biological process: translation.